This is a messenger RNA of Adineta ricciae, 885 nucleotides long. The record is from the annotation of a GenBank genome assembly. NCBI's taxonomy places the organism in Eukaryota, Metazoa, Rotifera, Eurotatoria, Adinetida, Adinetidae.
AUGACAUCCAUAUCUUUGUUGACACUCGUAUUUAUUUUACUUCCGUCGUGUUUGGCAGAAAGUUGGACAAUUACUGUCUAUACGGGAAGACGACGCUUUGCUGGAACUGAUAGUAAUGUUUAUAUUAGUUUAAUUAACUCGAAAAAGACCAAUUCGAAAGAACAGCAAUUGACACAUUACAACUGGAUACCUGAAAAAAAUGUUUUUCCAGUACGAAAUUUGUUCGAAAUGGGAGCUAAAGAUCGAUUUCGUAUUUGGACUGGUAAUCUCGAAACUAUCGACAAAAUUCUCAUUCGACGUGAUAAUUAUCUUCCAUUUCAAGCAGAUUGGCUACUCGAUCAAGUCAUAGUUGAAAGUGACACUGAUGGUAGAAAAUACACAUUUAAAUGUGAUUGUUGGUUGAGAAGAGAUCGACCGUAUAUAACGCUUUCUCCCUUCUUCGAACAAAAGUCUGAAGAUCAAAGUCAAACUAAAAAAUCAUCUGGAAGUUUCAAACGAGCUUUCAUCAUUAUUCUUCUAUUUUUAAUUAGCAUAAUUAUUGGUAUGCUUUGCUUUUACCAUGAAUAUCGUCGUCGGCAACAACAUUCGGCACUAUCUACGACUGAUACGAAUGAACAAAUACAUCAAGAAACAAGUUGCCUUGACUCUUGCCAUCCACAAGCCGAAUUACCAUUGUCGAGAACUCAAAACUGGUUGGACACAAUUCGGCAUUGGAAAGAUCUUCCAGCAAGAUUUUCAUCAGAUCGUCGCUCACGAGAGAUUCAAUCAUCUACAACAGUUCCGGCAGUCGCUUCUCGGCCAGCAUUGCCGACAAGUCCAGGAGAUGAGCCACCAUCGUAUGAAGAUUUGUACCCAAACCAAAAUGCUCGAAAUUCCACUUUAUAA